Molecule: messenger RNA, 2866 nt
Organism: Hevea brasiliensis (rubber tree)
Lineage: Eukaryota; Viridiplantae; Streptophyta; Magnoliopsida; Malpighiales; Euphorbiaceae
Product: protein yippee-like At5g53940
Exons: 3
Coding region: 2158-2805 (215 amino acids)
Cellular component (GO): ubiquitin ligase complex
Source: RefSeq, a predicted model, not a curated record
GGAGGAGGAGGUCAUUAUAAUAUCCAUAAAACUUCUGUUUUCUGGAGUGUUGGCGACUUGUCGUUCCUUGCUUUGCGCAUCUCUGCAACUCUAUAUAAGAGCCAAAAGAGAGCGGACCCAACCCUUCUUUAUGCUUUUUCAUUCAUCCCCUGAAAAUCAAUCCGCUUUCUAUUUCGAUCUCUUCUUCUUCUUCACCCAUUUUUAAUUUUUCUUUUCAAUUUUUUUAAUUUAUUUUUCCUUCAUCCUUUUUAGCUUUCUGGUCUGAUUUUUGCUUCUUUCAGAUCUUCAAAGCGAGAGAUUGAGAAAAGAAGACCCAAAUGGGAAAAUCUUCUUCUAGUAAAAGGAAACGCUCCAAAUAUUCCUUUCAGGUACUCUUCCACAUUUCUAUUUUCAUUUUGUCUCUGAAUUUUAAUUUUGUACAAUUGUUAUUAUUUUUGUUUUUAAUUCAACACUCAAUUGUGUCUUAGCGCUUUAAAUGUGCAUUUUUUACGUUUCAUGUUUGAAUUUUUCUAUCUGAUUACUCAAUUAUGCCUUGAUAUUAAGCUUUAUGGACUGUAACUCGUUGUUUGAUUCAAUACCCUUUCCUCUUGCAGACAUGGGCUCUUGUUGUACGCGUGUGUGUGUGUGUGUAUUACUGUACUUGUGUAUGGUACAUUUAGUUUAUGAGGAGCAAUUAUAGUAGGAACAUUCCUAUGACAAUAAAUCCAAGAAAAUUCAGCAAUUGGGUUUACAAUUUCAGUUAGUGCCUUAUUAUUAUAUGUACAUAUGUAGGGGUGGGCUGGGAUGGUGGUUGAUGUUUUGGUUCUGAAGGACAGAAAAUUGACAUCGAACUAAUAUUGAGAAAUUUUAUUUUUUAACUUAUAAUGAUGGAAAAAAGAGCAUUUGGCAAAUUUACCUAAAUAUGGAUUCUGAAUUUUUUGUAGUCUUAAUGCCAUUUAUUUAUGCACCAUAAACAGUAUAUUGUUCAUUUAGGGUCGUACACAGAAGAGAAGUAAGACUAGGAAAAGUUUAUCAAAGAAGCUUCAGCAGUGUGAUGAUUCAGUUUCUUAUUCUAGCUAUGAUUCAAGAAGUUCGGUAUCCAUUUCCUCCAGUUCUGAGGAUAGUUACUAAGGUAGAAGGUCUCCGUCUAGGUCUUACACUUGUAAGGGUGUGAAGGGGACUAGAAGGAGGGCUCGCACACGCUCUUCUGGCUGUGAGGAGUCUUGUCACUUGAGAAAGCAGAAAGGUUCAAGGAGAAAAGGCAAUUCUGAGACAAGGAAGAAAGCAACUAGGAACAAGAAAAAGAAGAAGUCUUGGAGAGAUGCAAGUAUUAGUUCUACGAGUAGUGGCUCAUAGAGUUGUUCGCCUUGUCAGAGUUUAAGUAGUAGUGGUGAAAGUGAAUAUGAGAACCAUAGGGUCAGGUCUGAAAGAAGAGACAACAAUGAAAGAAAAUUGAGGAAUGUUAAAAGUGGAACUAAAAGGAGUAGGUAUAGGUCAAGGAGUUGUUCUUCUUGCAAUAGACAUAAUGGAAGUGGUGAUUAUUGGAGUGAGGAGAAAGUGACUAGUGGGAACAUUUCAAGGCGGCUGAGAUCAGUUAUCACCCUCACAAAGGAGGAUGAGGAGAGAAGAGAGUUGGAUUGGGAUGAGCAUAAAGAGGAGCUGAUAUAUGAUCAUAAUAAUUACCCAUCUAGCAAAAGCAAUGAUAGUAAUGAUGGGGGAAAUACAAUGGUGUCAGCUCAUCAAUCACAUGUUGCAUUUGAUAAGAAAAGGUCAAUGGAGAUUGAGAAACGAGAAGAUGCUUCUGUUUUGAUCAUUAAGACCAUCAAACUCACAGACAAUUACAAAGAAGGAGAUGACCAGUAUGUGAGAAGUGAACCUGCUUGUGGCGGGGUUGGGACAAAUGAUACUACAGAGGAAAAGAAUGGUGACAAAUCUGAAGCUUCUGGUAAUGUGAAUGGUAAUGAUUUGUAGUCAAUUUUAAGACAAAAGGCUUUGGAGAAUCUAAGAAGGUUCCGUGGAGGGUUUCAGACAAAUGCAAAGAAUGAUGUUAAUCAGAAAGAUAUGAAUGAUGGUACUUUGAAGUCACCGUCCACUACAAAGGCUGAAGUGAAACCGAGUCCCUAAAGGAUGAUGGUGCUUUAGUAGUUGGGAGAAAUUCUGCUAAUUCUAUGCAAAAAGAUGAGAAGAUUGUUGAUGGAAAAUGCUCAUCUACCCAACCACGUAGCUGUUCCAGGCAGGGAAAAGGUCAGUAUGACUUUUGGGUCUGGUACAAACAAACCAAGGUUGGUUACAUCCGCAUUGAAGCAAGCAUUAUCAAUUUCUACCACUGUUGCAGUGGAGGUGCCUGCUUCACAGAUACCUAAUAAGGCAAAAUCAUCGAGUGUGAGAAGUGUUGGUAAGCUUAAUGCGACUCCUCUAAGCGGCAAUGAUAACAGUGACAAAGUUAGCAACACCUCUGAUGUUUCUUCUGCCGAGCUUUCAUCUUGCUUUGCACCUACAGGAGAAGAUGUUGGCUUGAAUAAAUUGCAAGAUGAAGGUAAGGAGGGCUUACAGUUGGAAAAGAAGGCAGUGUCUUCUGUGACAACAAUGAAGGGCAGUGGCCACUGUGACGCAGUUAAUAAUGCCUCUUGUUCUACUUCUGCUGAGCCUUCUUCUCACCUCGCAUCUGAAGCAAGAGAUAUAAGCUCAAAUAAAGUGCAAGAUGAUGGUAAGGAGAGUUCACAAUUGGAGCAGGAGACAAUGUCCGUGAUGCGGGGUGGGGAAAUGGUACAGGUAAGCUACAAGGUCUACAUCCCUAAAAAGGCUCCAGCUUUGGCUAGAAGGUAACUCAAGCGGUGAUGUUUCUGGUGCAAUACACCAUUUGAAGAAUUCUUGGCAUAUUCAUCAC